CCACCUCGCACCACCCGCAUAUGCCCACUACAGUGCUGCUCCAGGAAAACAAGAUAUACUGGCCAGCACACCACAAUACAGUGCACCCGCCCACUGUGGGCAACUCUGUGACGCCACCAGACAGACUCGCACCACUUGUUUCCGUGUCCCCUUGGCGCACGGCUACGUAGCCCACUCCCUUUCCCCCCCAAAACGUUCAUUCUUGCUCUCCUUCUCUCUCGUAUUCCCAUUUCUCCUCCCAAGACAAAACUUCCUCUUUUUUUCUUUCUUUCUUUUCUACUUCUUUCAUCACGACCCGUCAUCCUGAAGCUUCAUUGUUCUGCUACUUCCGGGAUUUUGUUUCUUUUCUUCCUCCUUUGUCAAUUUAGCCACCUUUUUUUUUUCUACACGUCGCCUUGCAACGCCCACCACCAACACCUGGUGACGUCUCCUUUUCUUUAGCACGCCGCGCAUCCCUCAUCCGAACCGCGCUGGUCACGGCGUCGACGCCAAAAUUCAGUCCCAGGAGAAACAACGCAGUUCUUCGCCAUUUAGAAUGGCUGGGGGAAACGCCCGCUAUGUGCGAUACAUAGUUAUCGCCUUUUUCUGUCUCGUUGUCAUCUACUUCGUCUCCGGCACAAAGUACGACCCAGUGCCCCUCAAUCCCGCCGGCGCUGCUCCCAAUCCCAACGUCCAAACCCCCCCGCAACAGGCCCCUGCCGAGAAGCCCGUUGGCGAUGCCAAGAAGGAAAAGCCUGUCGACAAGAAGCCCGCGCCAUCUGUUGAAAAGCCCGACUAUGCUGCCAUGGCCAUGAGCCCUUCGGACCCUGGAUGGGAUGAUUUAAACACCAUCAACAAGGGCCCUCGCAUGAACGCCACCUUUGUCACCCUUGCCCGCAACAGCGACAUCUGGGAGAUAGCCAAGUCUAUCCGUCAAGUCGAGGAUCGCUUCAACCGCCGCUACAACUACGAUUGGGUCUUUAUCAACGACCAGCCCUUUGACGAGUCCUUCAAGAAGGUUACUACCUCGCUUGUUUCUGGCAACACCUACUACGAUGUCAUCCCUGAGAAGCACUGGUCUUUCCCCGAAUGGAUCGAUCAGGAAAAGGCUAAGAAGGUGCGCGAGGACAUGGCCCAACGCAAGAUCAUCUACGGUGACUCUAUCAGCUACCGCCACAUGUGCCGCUUCGAGUCUGGCUUCUUCUUCCACCAGGAGCACAUGCUCAAGUACGACUACUACUGGCGUGUCGAGCCCUCCGUUGAUCUUCACUGCGACAUCCACUACGAUCCUUUCCGCUUCAUGGUUGAGAACAAGAAGAAGUACAGUUUCGUUCUUAGCUUGUACGAAUACAUUGAGACCAUCCCUACACUUUGGGACAGCACCAAGAAGUUUAUGAAGAACUUCCCCGAGCAUAUUGAGAAGGACAACUCCAUGAAGUUCCUGUCUGACGACGGCGGCGAGACGUACAACAGAUGCCACUUUUGGUCCAACUUUGAGGUUGGUGACCUCAACUGGCUCCGCUCGCAGGCCUACACCGACUUCUUUAACGUUCUCGACAAGGACGGUGGUUUCUUCUACGAGCGCUGGGGAGACGCCCCCGUCCACUCCAUCGCCGCCGGCCUGAUGCUCAAGAAGGAGGAGAUUCAUUUCUUCAACGACAUUGCCUACUUCCAUGUGCCCUUUACUCACUGCCCUACUGGUGAGCAGAAGCGUCUUGAUCUGCGCUGCCACUGUGACCCCAAGGAGAACUUUGACUGGAAGGGCUACUCUUGCACGUCCAAGUUCUUUGAGCUGAACGGAAUGCCCAAGCCUGAUGGCUGGGAGGAGCAAGCAAACUAAGUGUUGCUGCGAUGCAGGACAUUUAGUGCUAUGCCCCAUACUUUUUGUUUUCAAUUACUGUGCUUCUUUUCGUUUGGUAUUCGGUUUCGGUGACACUACCACUCGAGCCCAAAUAACGUCCCUGGCGGAGGUUUCGCUUCAGAGGGUUCAGUCCAUGACCGGAUGGACGGAUGCAUAUCCGUAAAGAGGCUCAAGGCGGACUGCAAGUGUGUUUUUUUGUUUUGUUUUUGUCCGCUGUAUGCUGUGGGGAAAGGCGUCUCGCUAGAAUUUUUGAUUUCCACAUCUUCGGACAAGCUGUCUACCCAAAUGUACAUGUACAUAUAUAUUUAUAUAUCACGUCUCGGCACUUAACUCAGAAUCAAUGGGUUGCUGCUUUUUAUCUCAAAAUACAAAAAAUUGAUGAACAUUUUCCAUGCAU
[Torrubiella] hemipterigena is the source of this 2237-nucleotide messenger RNA. The record is from the annotation of a GenBank genome assembly. NCBI's taxonomy places the organism in Eukaryota, Fungi, Ascomycota, Sordariomycetes, Hypocreales, Clavicipitaceae.